UCACCACAGGAGUAGUUCACUUAUCCAGUACGAUUGUGAGGCCAGGAGAUGGAGGCCAAGAAGAAAGCGGCCGCCGUUGCUGCCAUGUGCUUGCUCCUCCUCCUCAUGCUGCCAAAGCCAUCCCACCAGAAGACAUCCAAGCAGGGGCCGCUGUCCGACGUCGACUGCGAGUGCUAUCGGCAGUGCUACCCCGGGUGCAAGGACAGCACCCCGCCGUGGCUCUGCAAGGUCAAGUGCGCCACUGGCUGCCCCUUGAGCGGCCCCGGCCACACCUUCAAUGGGAUACUCGUCUGCUUCGACGCCUGCAACUCGGACUCCAUCUGUGACCUGCCGGCGCCAUUGGCCAAUGCUGAGGUUUGUAAGCAUUGGUGCUUGGGCGCCAACUAACCUUGAAGAGCCAAGGGCCGGUCGGUCAUGGGAUCACAAAUUCACAAUCAGUCCAUAAAAUGGCUCUGAUUUCUGCACCAGUCAAUAAAAUGUGUUUCUCUUUGUGCAUCACUUGUGAGAGAAUUUGUUAAUCUUAAAAUAAAGUGUGACAAA
This is a messenger RNA of Triticum aestivum (bread wheat), 540 nucleotides long. RefSeq lists its product as uncharacterized. The transcript has 2 exons. The coding region runs from base 49 to 387 and encodes 112 amino acids. The record is from RefSeq and is a predicted model, not a curated record. Lineage: Eukaryota; Viridiplantae; Streptophyta; Magnoliopsida; Poales; Poaceae.